GUUGAGCUGUCGAUCGCAUCGUUUAUUGCCAUGAAAAACUUUGGAACUGUUAUUGGCCCAGCAGCGGCACUGGUAUUGUUGCUGCUGCAAUCUUUCGGUCCUGUGAGUGCACGCGACGAGGAUAUUUGCCGUUUAUUUUCCAACAAUACUGUCAUCCGGGAUCCGGAAUCCUGCAGCAAGUCCAUCACCUGCAUCGAUUUUGUGAGUCAUUAUAGCACCUGCUCCGGCGACACUGCAUUCUUUAAUAAGGACACCGGAAAGUGCGUGAAGAGCUUGUCGGAUGAGUCCAGUUGCUCCAUUUCGUGCUCCCAAUCGGCCACCCAGUUUUUGGCCGAUCCCAAGUCCUGCUAUGGCUACUACUAUUGCCAGGAUCAGGAGACGGCCUUGUACGGCACAUGCCCGCAAAACACUCAUUUCAAUGCCACCACCCAGACCUGCACCCGCCAGCACGAAUCGGCCUGCACCACCAGCAGCUUUGAGUAUUGCUAUAUUGUGAAGGAUGGAGUGAAUUUCGACAAUCGCCAGGGAUGUGACCAGUACCAUGUCUGUAGCAAAGGUAGCCUCCAAUCUAAGACCUGCUCAGGCCAGUAUUAUCAGGCCAGCGCGGGAGAAUGUCAGAACAAGGCCCUGGUCGAAUGCGAAGCCCAUCCCUUGCCCAAGGACGUUUGCGGCACGGUGAAAAGUCCGAAAGCGAAUAAAUUCGUUACCGAUGGAGCCACCUGCCGGGGCUACUUCUACUGUGCCAAGCAACAGGACGGUACGCCGGACGCCAAUCCCCAGUGGAACCAGUGCCCCGAGGACCGCUUCUUUGAUGCAAAAACCGAGUCUUGCCGUCUAGCCAAUCAAGUAACCUGCGCCGCAGAUCGUUGCGAUGGUCGCACCCUCGAUUUUGUGGUCAGCUCCUCCAAAGGAUGCCGUAGUUAUUUACGCUGUUCGAAUGGGGUCACCCUGGAUGAGAAGUCCUGCGGAAACUUAUUCUUUGACGAGGAGAAGGGUUCCUGUGUCCAGCAGAUCACUACCUAUCCCGUGUGUGCCUAGUAGCCAAGUAAAUAAAAAUCAA
This is a messenger RNA of Drosophila bipectinata, 1060 nucleotides long. RefSeq names its product peritrophin-44. Lineage: Eukaryota; Metazoa; Arthropoda; Insecta; Diptera; Drosophilidae. The record is from RefSeq and is a predicted model, not a curated record. Gene Ontology annotation, cellular component: extracellular region. Gene Ontology annotation, molecular function: chitin binding.